GAAAGAGCAGCGGGAGAGAAAAGAGGCAAAAGAGGCUGAUGUUUGUGACCUGAAGUCUAUGAACAGAGGAAACUAUUUUCUAUUUAACUGUAACUUGUUUUAACGUGAUUUUACAUUCAGCGAGCUGUUAGAGUGUGGAGCUGAUGUAAGUGACAGUCAGUCAUGGCUGAGGAACUAGCAGGAGUAAUCCAGAUACUCAGAACCCAGAAGGCCAAGCUAAUAGAAAUUCUAAGUGCUGAUGCUGACUUUGUACUGCAGCAUGCAGACUCACGCUCUCUGCUGUCUCGUUGUGGGUACCAGCAAGUGAAAGCUUGCCAUAUUCCCAGUGAGAAGGUGAGGGACCUUCUGGAUAUCAUCAUCCAGAGAGGGCCCAAAGCAGCACAGGGUUUACUGGAACUACUGAAGGAUCAGGCCCUGCAGGAGACCUUCCCAAUGCUUUCCUAUGUUAAGGAUCUGCAAGUCAACACACUGUCCUCAGGGGGGGAAGAAACAUUGAAGAAGAGAAAAUCAGCUCCUGGUUCACAAGAGACCAUUCCAUCUAAACGGAUCUGCAACAAUGGUUCUCACUUGGUGACAGAGAAACAGUUGAUGACCGUGGCUUGUGCUAUUGGCAAAUCUUGGAGGGAGAUUGGCAGACGGGCACUGGACAUCCGCUCUGUGAAGCUGGAGGAGAUUGAAGAGGACCAUUCCCUCCAUAAGGAACGAGUAUUUGCAAUGCUGCGCUGCUGGCGUAACAUCCAGAGGCAAAAAGCCACUGCCACUCACCUGCACUCCCUGCUUAGUCAGAACGACUGGGCGCUGCCAUCUGAAAGCAUUGAUUUUCUGUUGGAGACUGACUGAGGCUUUCACUGCCUGAUACCUGCUGAGACUGACAAAUGAAAGGGAAUUUUUUUACUGGAAAUAAGUGUGGACUAUGUUAUGGGAUCAAUCAAGAGUCAUACAUAUUUAUUGUAAGAAGUUACUGACUUACCCACUGAGCAAGAGGUCUCUAAUUGUACUUAGACUUAAUCUACUUUAUAUGACAGUGCAGCUUCUCAUUAUGAUUGUACAGUCCAUAAGUACAGUCCAUUUGUAUUAUCAAAAAUGGUUUUGUUUUAUGACAUUUCUUUGAAGGAGGCAGUGACAUGCGGUCAGGGGAGGGAGGUGAGGCCGUGCCUCACCUGUUAUCAUGGAAAAAGACUUAAAAAUGAAAAAAAUAAUAAAUGGUUAUAUUUGUCCAGUGA
Scomber japonicus (chub mackerel) is the source of this 1223-nucleotide messenger RNA. RefSeq lists its product as uncharacterized. Bases 163 to 840 code for a protein of 225 amino acids. Gene Ontology annotation, molecular function: protein binding. Gene Ontology annotation, biological process: signal transduction; regulation of apoptotic process. The transcript has 4 exons. The record is from RefSeq and is a predicted model, not a curated record. Lineage: Eukaryota; Metazoa; Chordata; Actinopteri; Scombriformes; Scombridae.